AUGUUGAACCUCAACCUGUCAGGCUUCGUGAAUGUCUUCAGACUCCUCGCAAGGCCUUCACUGUGUCUUCCCCACGCAACAGUAUCGACCUUCGCCGAGCUCCCCAGUCCGCUGUCAAAGGCGUUCGAGGGCCAGGGGAAGAAGGUGAAUAUCAAGGCAGUCGUGCUUGACAAGGACGACUGUUUCGCUUAUCCUGAGACGAAUGAGAUAUACCCUGCUUAUACAGAGCGAUUUCGACAGCUGCAAAAGGAAUACCCCGGCCAUAGGCUUCUGAUCGUCUCCAACACCGCUGGAGCAACAUCAUACGACCGCGAUGGACGGCUAGCCGAUGAGUUGGAGACGGCAACCGGAGUUUCUGUCCUCGCUCAUCGCGUAAAGAAGCCGGGUUGCAAGGGCGAGAUCAUGGCUCACUUCAAGAGCCACCCAGAGACUGGCGUCACCCACCCGAGCGAGAUUGUCAUCGUGGGAGACCGCCUGAUGACCGAUAUGAUGUUGGCCAACACGAUGGGCAGCUGGGGGCUGUGGAUCAAGGAAGGGGUCAAGCCCCUGAAUCAGAAGAGCAUUUUCUCGAAAUUCGAGCAACGACUGGGACCUUUCCUUUUGGCUCGUGGCUUCCGGCCCUCUGACUGA
Messenger RNA from Anthostomella pinea, 630 nucleotides. Lineage: Eukaryota; Fungi; Ascomycota; Sordariomycetes; Xylariales; Xylariaceae. The record is from the annotation of a GenBank genome assembly.